AUGGCCAAGGAGGGCAAGAAGAGCGCUGCGCCCGCGGCGGCGCGCGGCGCGUCCAAGCAGGACAAGAAGCAUGUGGCCGGCAAGCAGACGCCCGUGGCCAACUCUACGCACAAGAACCAGUCGAAGAACCAGCUCGUGACGCUGCUGGGCGAGGGCGUGGCCUGGUACGACGCCGAGCCCAAGAUCAAGCCGCGCCUCAGGAACAAGAGCGAGGCCGAGCCGCUCAAGGCCACGGACGAGCUGGUGCUGACGCUCAAGAAGCAGGCGCAGCAGCUGCUGGAGGCCGAGGUGGCCCGCUUCGACGCGCACAAGAGCGGCAAGAUGUCGAGCGACGACAAGUACCUGGCCACCAUGAUGAAGUCCGGUACACUGUCCGAUAGGGUGGCCGCUCUCACGCUCACGUCGCAGGGCUCGCCGCUGCACUCGUUGCUGCGGAUCGGCCAGCUCAUCACCAUGGCCAGCAAGAAGGCGCGGCGCGAGAGCCUCAUGGCCGUGGACUCGCUCAAGGACCUGUUCCUCAACAACCUGCUGCCGGACGAGGCCAAGCUGCGCUUCUUCCACCAGCACCCGAUGCAGGCGGCCAAGGACUCGCCCGCGCACCUGGUGCUCUGGUUCUUUGAGCACUGCCUCAAGACGGCCUACGCGCAGCUCACGAGCGUGCUGGCGUCCGGCAUGGACGACGCCGUGGACAGCCACAAGCGCGCGUGCCUGCGUGCGGCUAACGCGCUGCUGCGCGCCAAGCCCGAGCAGGAGGCCGUGCUGCUGGCCAUGCUCGUCAACAAGCUCGGUGACCCGGACCGCAAGAUCGCCGCCUACCUGCACCGCAUACUGCAGGAGCUGCUGCGCGAGCACCCGGCCAUGAAGCGCGUCGUGGUGGACGAGGUUGAGCGCCUGCUCACGCGUCCCAAGGUGUCGGACCGUGCCAAGUACAACGCUGUGCUCUUCCUGAACCAGAUCUACCUCGAGGGCGACGUCGACGCCGACUUGGCUGGCCACUUGAUCUCAGUGUACUUCGGCCUAUUCUCGAAGGAGGUGCACCGUCAUGACGAGCAGAAGGAGAAGAUCAAGAAGGACCCAAAGGAGGCCAAGAACAGCAAGAAGGCCAAGAAGGGCAAGAAGAAGACGGCGGCUCCGGCCUCGGAGGAAGCCAUGGACCGUAAGCUGCUUAGUGCGCUGCUGGUCGGCGUGAACCGCGCGUUCCCGUACGCGAACGCAACGUCGGCCAACUUCACUCAGGAGAUCGACUCGCUGUUCCAGGUCGUGCACCGCGCCCACCACAGCACCAGCGUGCAGGCGCUUAUGCUGCUGUUCCAGGUUAUGAGCAGCACCAACUCGGUCUCUGACCGGUUCUACACUGCGCUCUACGGCAAGCUCAUCGACCCCAAGGUGCGCGAGACGUCCAAGCACACGCUGUUCCUGAACCUGAUCUUCCGCGCCAUGAAGGCCGACGUAUCGCCUGCACGCGCUGGCGCCUUCACCAAGCGUCUGCUGCAGCUGGCCAGUGUGAUGCCCCCGGCUUUCGCUUGUGCCGUGCUAUUCCUGCUGUCCGAGCUGCUUAAGGUGAAGCCCCAGCUGCGCACGCUGCUCGACCAGCCUGAAGCUGGAUCGGCCAGUGGCAAUGCUGCCGACGACGAGCACUUUGAGGAUGCCAAGACGGACGAGGAAGCCCCUGCGUUCGAGCUGGAGAAGGAGGAGUCUGACGAUGAAGAUGAUGACACCACGGAGGACGCCGGCUCCAGCAAGUUGAACGAUGGUCUGACGGACGCAGAGCGCUCGGCUAAGGUCCUGGCGCAGAUGUUUGGCAAGCCUGAGAAGGAGUCCAAGAAGUCCAAGGAGGCUGCUGUGGUGAGCUUCGACGACGAGCCGGCUGCUAAGACCACGUCUAACAAGAAGGCAGGCGCGGACAAGGAAGAGGGAGGCUACGAUGCCAGCAAGCGUAACCCGCUGUUCGCUGGCGCCGAGACGUCGUGCGCCUGGGAGAUUCAGAUGCUUGCGCACCACUACCACCCGUCCGUGCAGAGCUUCACCCGUCAGCUUCUUGACAACAAGGACACGGGCAUCCAGUACGCUGGUGAUCCGCUUGUGGACUUUACGAUGCACGCUUUCUUCGAGAAAUUCGUUAACAAGAAGCCGCGCCACAAGGUGGCGGAGGGUAGCGGCAACAACGGCGCCAAGGCGAAGAACUGGACGUUCGCUCCCAUUAACUCGGAGGCCGUGCUGCAGGAGAAUGAGGCCAACGUGGACGCAAGCGACCAGUUCUUCUACAAGUUCUUCAAGGAGCGUGCGUCGCGGGACGCUGAUAACCCUCGGCGUAAGAAGAAGAGCAAGAACGACCGCGACGCCGACGCCUUCUCGGACAUGGAAGAUGGCGACGAGGACGACGAAGAGAUCGACGCGUACGCUCAGGAGCUGGCUGAAGGCAUCAUGGAAGACGGCAACCACGACGAUGAAGACCCGGACAUGGCUGACUGGAGCGACUCCGAUGGCGAGGAGGAGCCGACGCUGGAGGGCGAGGACGAAGAGAUGGAGGAAGCCGCGACGUUCGAUGCCGAUGAGGACGACGACGAGGAAGGAGAAGAUGCUGCUGACCAUGAGCAACAGGAGGAGGGCGAUGACGAAGACGACGACGUCGAGGAAGAUGACGAAGAGGAUGACGAGGAUGCCUUCGACUUCUCCGUCAUGGGCGGCAUGGACGACGACGACGAAGUCCUCCAGGAGGAGUUGCAGGCACUCGAGGCCAAGAGGAAGAAACAGACACCGCCUAAGGCUGGUGACAAGCGCAAGUCGAUGUUCGCAAGCGCCGACGACUACGAUCAGAUUGUGAAGGAGGCGAUGGCCAAGCAGGCCAAGGGCGGCAAGCAAGCAGGCGGCAAGAAGUCAAAGAAGCCGAGGCGGUCGUAAUCUCCCCGAGUCGUAGAGUGAAGGAUAGGAAGCUGCAUCAACAAACAAAUUAGAGACGUGUUUCAUUUC
Messenger RNA from Phytophthora sojae, 2970 nucleotides. RefSeq lists its product as hypothetical. Gene Ontology annotation, cellular component: nucleus. Lineage: Eukaryota; Oomycota; Peronosporomycetes; Peronosporales; Peronosporaceae. The record is from RefSeq and is a predicted model, not a curated record. The transcript is spliced from 2 exons. Bases 1 to 2901 code for a protein of 966 amino acids.